UAAAUAACAGACACAUACACAUUUUUCUUGGUUAUCAAAAUAUUAAUUUCUGUUUAACUCAAGAGCUUUCAGUUCAUGCACAAACAUAUAUGUUGUUUAGUAAGUGUGACCAGGUUCAAAAUACAAUCCAUUGAAUGGCAAUGCAAAACACUUGUAAACGGCUCUACAAAUAAUAGCGGGGUCUACUAUAAACAUUAAGAAAGUGAAGAACAUUUUCAUUCGAUGUUGUUUAACAUUUUCCACAGCCUUUGCUUGAUUUAGACUUAACCCCGCCCUGAUUAAACUAGGAGCCAAUAAGACAAUUCAGAUAUCCGCGAGGACCAAUUGCAUCGCGAGUAGCUGGUGACACACUCCAUUUUCAAAAAAGAUGGUGGAGAACAUACAAAGAUAUACUUCUUAUAAUGCAAGUAAAUGAAAUGGAAAACGUUGCCCUCCAAGCAGUCAGAUCGUAGUCCGUUUGGGGAAUUUACUGAAAAUGACAGAGCCACAAGAAUAUUCAAGCGGCUAGUGAACAUUAAGCAAAACAACGACCUUGCGAGCUAGUCAGUCUUUUUGACCACAAUGCAGGAAAAUGUGACAAAUUAAUUAUUAAAUCCGGCGGUAUAACUCACUUGUGACAAUGUGGAGGGGGAAAAACAGUCUACUCCGAUACCGAACAGAAUACUACUAGAUAAUCUGUGGCUAUGGGCUUUGACGCUACUCUGAAUUUUGUUACUCCUUUGUUUCGUGAAACAGAAAAUAAAGCAGGUUGCUGCUCUCGACACCGCCUCUCGAUUUUAAUCACAACCGCCGCAGUGACUCUAUGAACAUGGCUGCGGAAGGUGAUUUCCUGAUGCGUUAUCGAGCAGUAUCCAAUAAAUUAAAAAAACGAUUUCUUCGAAAGCCAAAUGUUGCCGAGGCCAGCGAACAGUUUGGUCAGUUGGCCAAAGAGCUCAAACAGCAGGACUGUCUGCAGUACGCUGCAUUCUGUAACCUGGCCAUGGCAAGGUGUGAGCAGACGUUGUUCAAUGCCCCAGGGGAGGCCCUUGCGCUCACAGAGGCGGCCCGGCUGUUCCUGCUCUCCGAGCGGGAGAACCGCUCACUGCGAGCCCCAGGCUUUGACGAGCACCUUCAGGCCGCACUCAAUUGCUACAGCUUCGCAGUCAAGGUGUACAUAGAAAUGAACCAGCCAGUGAUGGCUGCUAGUCUCUCCCUAGAGCUGGGAAAUGCUCUGAAGGAGAUGAACAGACACGGAGAGGCCAUAGUUCACUAUCAGAGGGCCGCGGAGCUGCAAGCACAGACCCCUAUCGAGUCUCUGCUUUCUCUUGGGGAAAUGGCCUCCUGCAAAAUUCUGACGCGUGACUACGACGGCGCGCUAGCUGUGCUGACUGAGAUGCAGUACAUGUGUCAGGAGAGGGGGUUGCAGCUGCCUGGUACCAACACACCUGUGGGGGCAUUUUUGGAUAUUGUGGCCAGAUGUGAGAUCUCUAGAGUGCUUCUGCUCAUGCUGUUAGAGCCUCCACCGCAGAAGCUGCUGCCGGAGCACGCUCAGACCCUGGAGAGAUACGCCUGGGAGUCCUUCGAUUCUCACAGCCAGGUGACAUUCCUGCCGGAGAACGUCUUCUUGCUUCUGCAGUCGGUGGUGAUGGCCUGCCAGGAGAAAGACACAGAAUCUCUGAAAUCUCUACAGACUGAACUGUGGCCCCUGCUCUCCGCAGAACAGAACCACCUGCUUCACCUGGUGCUCCAGGAGCGCAUCACCCCUUCAGGCCAGGGCAUUUAGUGUGUGGACCCACCCCCCCACGCACACACACACACACGGCUCGCACACACGCACAUGCACACACAAAUGCACACGCACACAC
This is a messenger RNA of Anguilla anguilla (European eel), 1844 nucleotides long. RefSeq lists its product as uncharacterized. Gene Ontology annotation, molecular function: protein binding. The record is from RefSeq and is a predicted model, not a curated record. Gene Ontology annotation, biological process: vesicle cytoskeletal trafficking. NCBI's taxonomy places the organism in Eukaryota, Metazoa, Chordata, Actinopteri, Anguilliformes, Anguillidae. The coding region runs from base 803 to 1762 and encodes 319 amino acids. Gene Ontology annotation, cellular component: early endosome. The transcript is spliced from 12 exons.